AGUUUAUGGUCUCGCCGCUCCAUCAAGCUGCGGUGUUUCUCAGGAGCGUUGCUACCUUCAGUGGCGUGCACAUGUGUUUCAGACAUGUAGCCAAGGGGACUCACUGAAAACAACAUUGCUAUCACAGAUCCAAGUCUGCAACGUGGUGGACGCACCCGGCUCGGACAAGAUGAUCUCCAACGCAGGAUUGAAACAGACAGGAGUUCAGGAGAGGCAGUCGUUAAUGGGCAGAUCUUGACGGCUACCCCGCCGACCUGAGACUCCAAGAGUCGCCGCUGCAGAGCAUCGCGGCCACGCACUGAAUCCAAACAGCUGUUAUCCUCCACGACCAGCUUGGGACCUGAGACGAGACAAUGGCGAGCCUGGCUGACUGCUGCGUGAAGGUUGCAUUGAGGAUACGUCCUCAGAUGGCCAAGGAGAAGAUCGAAGGUUGCCACGUGUGUACGUUGGUCACACCCGGCGAGCCGCAAGUGCUCCUGGGGAAAGACAAGGCUUUCACCUACGAUUUUGUUUUCGACAUCGACUCGGAACAGCAGAGCAUCUACCAAGCGUGCGUGCACAAGCUCAUAGAGGGCUGCUUCGAGGGUUACAACGCCACCGUCUUUGCUUACGGCCAGACGGGCUCUGGGAAGACCUACACCAUGGGGACCGGUUUCGACUUGAGUCUGGACAUGUCGGAGCAGGGCAUCAUCCCACGAGCGGUUCACCACCUCUUUGAAGGGAUCCAGAGCAGGAAGGAGAAAGCCAAAGAAGCUGGCACCCAGCCCCCUGAAUUUAAAGUCAGCGCCCAGUUUCUUGAGCUUUACAAUGAAGAGAUCCUGGAUUUAUUUGACGCCACGAGGGAUCCAGAGAGUCGGACCCGGAAGUCCACCAUAAAAAUCCACGAGAAUUCUAGUGGUAGUAUCUACACCAGCGGGGUCACUUCCAGACUCGUCCAGUCUGAGGAGGAGUUGCUGCAGUGUCUGAAACUGGGCGCGCUGUCCCGCACCACCGCCAGCACACAGAUGAACGCCCAAAGCUCCCGCUCACACGCCAUCUUCACCAUCCACCUCUGUCAGAUGAGAGUCUGCCAGCAGCCCUUAGAAUUGUCAAACGGAGACGGGGGGACCAAGGAAUUAAAUGGUGUGGACUCCAAUGCCAUCGAGCAGCCCGAGUUUGAAGCGCUGAUGGCCAAGUUCCAUUUUGUGGACCUGGCUGGUUCGGAGAGGCUCAAACGCACUGGAGCUACAGGAGAGCGAGCCCGGGAGGGAAUCUCCAUUAACUGUGGUCUGUUGGCCCUGGGAAAUGUCAUCAGUGCUUUAGGAGACCAGACCAAGAAAGGAGGUCACGUCCCCUAUCGAGACUCCAAACUCACUCGCCUGCUACAAGACUCACUAGGAGGCAACAGCCGCACCGUGAUGAUCGCCUGCGUCAGUCCGUCCGACCGCGACUUCAUGGAGACCCUGAACACCCUCAAGUAUGCCAACCGAGCGCGCAACAUCAAGAACAAAGUGGUAGUGAACCAAGACAAGACCAGCCAGCAAAUCAGCGCCCUGCGUGCCGAGAUUGCUCGCCUCCAGAUGGAGCUGAUGGAGUACAAGGCGGGGAAGCGCGUGGCAUGCGAGGACGGUUCGGAAGGUUACAGCGACCUGUACCAGGAGAACGCCAUGCUCCAAAGAGAGAACGACACACUGCGCCUCAGGGUGAAGGCCAUGCAGGAGACCAUCGACCACCUCAACAUCCGAGUCACACAUCUGCUGGCCAACGAGGUCAGCGUGCUGCUCUCCAAGUCAAGUGAGGGCAACCAGGAGAUUGGGGCUCUAAUUCAGAACUACAUUCGUGAAAUUGAAGAACUCAGAUCCAAGCUGCUGGAGAGCGAGGCCAUGAACGAAUCAUUGCGACGUCAAGCCGCUCGGCCCUCCUCUCGAGCGACCUGCGCUUCCUCCUCUCUGAGCCCGGCCCCUGGACACCCCCCUGGCUCGUCCCCCUCGACCAUGUCCAUGGAGGCCGAAAUGACGGACGUGUUGCGCAGGGCCAAGCUGGACAUCGAAAGGCUGAAGAAGAAGGAGAGGAGGCAGAGGAGGAUGAGUCCAGAGUUGGAGAAAGGGUUGAAAAAACGCGUUAAGUUACACAACCACGAGAACGGCGACAACGGCCAAAAUGGACAAAACGGACUGAACGGAGAGAUCGAUUCGGAUGACAAUCACACAGAGGACAUCAUGUCGACGUUGCAGGAAGAAAGUGGUUGCGAUGAAGAGGAGGAGGAGGAGGAGGAAGGAAGGGAGGAAGAUGAUGAGUUUGAUAGCGAUGAGAGCCUGGUGGACUCGGACUCAGAUUCUGAUGAGAAAGCCAACUUUCAGGCCGACCUUGCUGACCUGACCUGCGAGAUUGAGAUCAAGCAGAAGUUAAUAGACGAGCUGGAGAACAGCCAGAGGAGGUUGCUGAUGCUGAAGCUCCAGUAUGAGGAGAAGCUCAUUCUGUUGCAGAACAAGAUCCGAGACACCCAGCUGGAGAGGGACCGCGUGCUUCAAAACCUCAUGUCCAUGGAAAACUACACGGAGGAGAAGGCUAACCGCAUAAAGCAGGAGUAUGAGAAACGUCUUAAGGAGAUGAACCGAGACCUUUUGAAGCUCCAAGCUGCACAGAAGGAACACGCGCGUUUGCUUAAAAACCAAGGCAGGUACGAGCGGGAGCUGAAAAAACUCCAAACCGAGGUCAAUGAGAUGAAGAAAGCCAAGGUGGCGGUGAUGAAGCAGAUGAAGGAGGAGCAGCAGAGAAGGAGGCUGGUGGAAGCCAAGAGGAACCGAGAGAUUGCCCAGCUCAAGAAGGAGCAGCGAAGACAAGAGUUUCAAAUCCGGGCCCUGGAGUCCCAGAAGCGACAACAGGAGCUGGUCCUGCGCAGGAAAACACAGGAGGUGACCGCCCUGCGUAGGUUGGCCAAGCCCAUGUCAGACCGCGUAGCUGGACGCGUGGCCCGCUGGAAUCAGACCGCCCCGGUUACCGACUCUGGCGCAGAGUUGUCCGCCAGCACGACGGCAAGCAGCUCCGAACCCGAGAGCGGAAAGACUGUGAGCGGGUUAGUGCGACAGUGGAACAACAAAAACAAUGGCUAUGGAUACCUGGGAGAGAGCGAGGGGAGCAUGGAUGGAACGCGGGUCAUUGGCAGCCGGAAGAAGCUGCAGCGGAAGCCGACGGGCGUCGGCACCAACGCAACGGCGGGCCGAUCCGUAGCCUUCUCCAAGUUGGCCCGUCAAAAGUGGCAAACUCUGGAACGGCGCAUUAUGGACAUCGUCAUGCAGAGAAUGACCAUUGCCAAUGUAGAAGCUGACAUGGAUCGACUCAUCAAGAAACGAGAGGAGCUGACGGUCCAGCAGGAGGCGCUCUCGCACAAGCGAGCCGUACUAAUGGCCGAAGGGGAGGGUCCAGAAGCAGAGGACCGACUCCUUUUGGAGAUCGGCGAGGAUCUCGAGGUUCUGAACGCUAACAUCGAUUACAUAAAUGACAGUCUGUCCGACUGCCAGGCGACUAUUGUGCAGAUAGAAGAAUCAAAGGAUGAGUUGGACUCAGUGGAUACAUCAGUGGUAAUCAGCUCAUGUUCUCUGGCUGAAGCGCGCCACCUGCUGGACCAUUUUCUCAAGGCCUCCAUUGACAAGAGCUUGCAAGUGGCACAGAAGGAGGCUCAGAUCCGACUCCUGGAAGGUCAGCUGAGACAGACCGACGUGAUCGGUUCAUCCCAAAAUCACAUGAUCCUCGAUGCUCUGCGGGAAAAAGCUGAAUGCAUCCCUGAACUGCAGGCUCUCCUUCUCAAUGUACAGCAGGAGAACGGUUACGUCAGCACAGAUGAGGAACCUUCUGAGUUCAGUCAAGCCUCAGAGAACAGUGUCUCUUUACUGAAAGAAUCCAACAGCCAAGAAGACCUCAAAAUAAAGGUGGAACCUCGUCUGUCAGCUCAGAUGAAGGCGGUGUCGGCCGAGUAUCUGGGUCCCGCCCUGGAGCAUUUGUCAGGCUGCAAGCAGGCGCAAAUCACAAAGUCUUUGGCCUCGCUGACCGACAUCCAGGAGGACGGUCUCAGCACGGUCAAGGCGAGCCUGGGCCUUGGUCUCAGCCUCUCUCUGCGGGACCCCUACCACAAGGACAGAGUGUCACGCACCAUCAGCUUGCCUAUCAGAGGACACACCUUUCCCAGGCAGUCACGAGGCUACGACACCUCUCCCAUCACCAGAAGGAAAUCUUAUGACCGUUCAUACAGGCCCACUGAUGGCUAUACACCACCGUCCUCCCCUCCUCUGAGGACCAGGAAUGACCGCAACGUGUUCUCGAGGCUCACCAGCAACCAAAGUCAAGGUUCUGCACUGGACAAGUCGGAUGACAGCGAUUCGUCGCUCUCCGAGGUGCUCAGGGGUGUGAUUAAUCCUAUCGGUGGCGUGAAGGGGGGCCGGACAGCCCCCUUGCAGUGUAUGUCUGUAGCCGAGGGCCACUCAAAGCCCGUCCUGUGUGUGGACGCCACAGAUGAGCUGCUGUUCACUGGAUCCAAAGAUCGUACCUGUAAGAUGUGGAACCUGGUGACAGGUCAGGAGAUUGCCACGCUCAAAGGUCAUCCCAACAACGUGGUGUCAGUUAAAUACUGUCCCUCCUCGGGUUUGGUCUUUUCCGUCUCGACGUCCUACAUCAAGGUGUGGGACAUACGCGAUUCGGCCAAGUGCGUCCGUACACUCACUUCAUCAGGACAAGUCGUGUCAGGCGACGCGUGUGCCGGCGCCACCACCCGCACAAUAACAUUUGCACAUGGUGAAUGUCAGAUCAACCAAAUUGCACUCAAUCCAUCAGGAUCUGUUUUGUAUGCCGCUACUGGAAACACGGUUCGCAUCUGGGAUCUCAACAGGAUGCAAGCUUUGGGCAAGCUGACUGGCCACAUUGGUUCCGUCAUGUGUUUGACGGUGGGACAGUCUCUGCUGGGCAAAGAUCAAGUCAUCACUGGCUCGAAAGACCAUUACGUAAAGGUCUUCGAUGUGGCGGAGGGGACCCCGGGUAACAUCGGGCCGGCUCAUAACUUUGAGCCACCGCAUUACGACGGCAUCGAAUGUUUGACCGUGCAGGGAGACGUGCUGUUCAGUGGAUCGAGAGACAAUGGCAUUAAAAAAUGGGAUUUGGAACAGCAGGAGCUCAGUCAGCAAAUCCCCAUCGCCCACAAAGACUGGGUGUGCGCCCUGGCUCACGUCCCGGCGAGGCCGUUGUUGCUCAGCGGCUGUCGGGGCGGCAUGCUGAAGGUGUGGAACGUCGACAACUUCACUCCCAUAGGAGAAGUCAAAGCACACGACAGCCCUAUUAAUGCCAUAUGUACCAACUCCAAGCAGAUUUUUACUGCGUCCAGUGACAAGACGGUGAAGAUCUGGCUGUCAAAGGUGUGGAGAAAGAGGUGACAACACAACUGACGGGCGGCGGUUGUGAUCUGUGACCUCACUUCCACCACCGAGGCAAUCCCACUUUUAUUUGUCACUGUGAAAAACGGAACAUUUCCCUGAAGGGCAAGAUAAACAAUUGUUCCUUUCAUGUUUUUGUUUUAAUUUUAAAAGUGCCAUCUGUCUUGAUGCCACUCGGACAAGGCCAAUGCAUCUUGCAGACGCUGCUGGCAGCACGAUUUCUCUCAUCGUAACAAAAUGAUGAGUGCCGUGCUCAUUCCCCUGUUUCUUGAGGAGAUUGAAAAGCAGAAUACGUAACGGAACAUCUGUGUAAACUCCUUGAGUUUCCCGGAAGAAGAUUUUUGUCUUUUUUAAGAUCAGUCAUCAUGUUUAUCAAGCUGUUACACAACUAGACAUCUCAAUUUCUGCCCCAGAUCUUUCUCUUAAUUAUUUAUGUCAAUGACUUUCUGUGCUGAUCAACAAGUAGUGUUUCAUUUUCAUUUUCCCUACCUCAUUUGUUUUUGGACUGUGCUUUCCAAGUGGGCGAGAAAAUCUUUAUGGGUCUCUUUGCACAAAAACCUGGUGCUGGACUUGUUCCGGCUCUUUAUGUCUGCAAAUGUGCCCUCUGUUGGCUCAGCCUGUCUUGUGCUGACCUUGCAAACACAAAAGCACACAUCCAGUAGCACAAGCGAGGUGAUACUACCCCUGGAGGAGCUCACUAGACUUCAUUAUCUUGUGCGAAAAGUCCAGACGACAGCAGAAAUACGAAACACCCCCUGCAGACGACCGCAGAUUAGUCCCAGCCCCCACCAGAGCCCCCGACAAUCCCUCUCAGUCUGUUUACAUAUCCAGUAACUGGCAUGGGUGCAAUCAUGCCAAUUAAGCUCAUCGAUCAUAAAGUUACAGUCUGUAGUGCAGGAAAAGCAAAUUUCUGGACUUGAAUGAUCUCUGGACGUGCUCCUUGGCAGACUCAGAAGUCAAGCACAGUGGAACCUCUUAGGUUGAACUCAAUAGAUUGCCAAACAUCUGUCAAGCACUUUAACUGUAAUGAUGAAGGCGUCUCAUUUUUCUUCAUUGUUACUUGCAAAUGGGGAAACGUAAGAAAAAUGUCUUCCAUACCAUAAAGAUCAGAAGUUGUCACAACAGAAAAGCCAAAGAAAAAGCCAAGCCCUCAUUCUGAGCGAUUCCUUUGACACCCUCUGAGCCAAAGUCUGUGAUUAAUUACUGACGUCUUGUAACGUCUUACAAGAAAUUGCAUUGAACCUUUGUUUGACAUUAAAGUCUUCGGAAUUAGGGCGUUCAAAUCCAGAGGUUCCGCUGUACUUGAUGUCGCUCUUCCAAGGAGAGAACGACCAAUUCAGCCUACUCACGGCAUGUGCAAAAUGUAACAAAUCCAACCAAAUCACACUUUGUCUGUUCACACGUAUUAGGAGUAACACAGAAUGCUAAUCUGAAAAAACGAGGAGGAUGGCAGAUCUCCACCUCUGACAGCAGAGGUGGAAAUCUGCUUUCUGCUUUGCCCCUUUUCCCGGCAAGUGAAAUUCUGUGUGAAGCUAAUUUGAUUAGCGCUGUCACAUUUCUCCCGGCUGCUCUGCGGAGGAGAUCUUUUUUGCUGGAAAGCAGGUCACAACUGAGAGGGAUUCUGAAAUCUCCCUCCACACUUCAGUUGCUCCAUUAAAGAGUCGGAACACAUUUCUUACGGACACUGAUUGCAGAAUUAAUGUCCACUGGAUUUUCUUUUUUGUUAUUGUUGUUGCAGAACACCUAAUUUGGACAUGAUUCUUCAAGCAAUCAAAAUAAGCCAAAUCCCCCCCCAGCCCAAGCUACUGCACCCUGUACAUGACACAAAUUCUUUGAAAUGAUGCAAGGUUGUGUUACACUGCAGUACAAACUAGUUUCACACGCUGCUGAAACACUCCAAAAGCAAUUUGUUUGUUUUUACCAAUGUAUGUGGACCUGUGUCACUGCCAGGCGUGUUGUUGGUUUAUAUAUAUAUAUUUUCUAUGUGGAGCAACUCAGGUACAGGUUGAAGGAUCAUUUUAGUUUGUCAUCACUCGAUGUGAUUGUUUUGAGUCAAAUUUUUUUUCUUCUUCUUCAAAAUGCCUUGUUUGUGUAAAAGGGUGCUCUUAACCGUAUCUCCCUGUUCAUACUACUUCUACCUUUUCAUUUUUGGUUUUUAUCUAUACACUUUUCUGUGUAGUCUUGCUCUUCUGUAAAAAUCUUAAAAGUAGUUUUUUUUUCAAUUUGUUGUGUAAAUCAGUGGAGGAUUUAUAUAGGAUUUGGCUUCCAGCAUUAGUUACUGUAUUUUAGUCUGUGCCAAUUAGCCAAUCAAAGCCAUUUGCCAUUUUUCAUAUUUCUAGGUCAUACCUGGAGAGGAGAGGAUCUCACUGUGAGUGGCCCCCUACCUAAACACGCAAUGUUCAUGGUACUAACUGAAUGAUUGCACAUCUGAGAAAGGAGAUUGCAGUUUGGAAUGAUCAGCCUCAGUGCUUAACACCUGCAUCCAAUUCGCCACCGUAUCACACUGGAUAGAUUUCAAAGUCAUCGCUUUUCCUUCCCUUCAAGAUCAUUUUUUAAUCUGGCCAUCAUUCCCUUCAAAGUUUGUGCCUGGUUCUAAAGAAAGGUUUGUCCAACGACAGUUUACCGCUUGACGUUGUGUAAAUAGUCGUGCCAUAACUUUCAUAUUCAAAGAGUAUUACUGGCCAUGUAAGGAGAAAAAAGUUGAGGGGGAAAAAAAGGUCCUUUUAACUUUUGUAAUUUCAUUCGAGGCAAGACUGUUGAGGAAAACCUCAAAUAGUAACUAAAAUGACCUUUGUUAUUUUCCCCCCGCUCAUCAAACCCAGUCUUGAAGUAACGUCUAAAGUUAAUCCUUGAUUAUUAUCGGCCUUAUUUGUAGUGAUACAGAGCCUGCCAAUCUCAGACUGAAAAUACUAAUACUCUUUCAUAAUCUGAAAGUUAGGCCUUAAAUGUUUGUUUUUUUAAUUAGUAGCCACUGGCCACUGUUGUGAAUAAUCCACAAAUGUACUGUAUGAAACGUAGUCUUAGACUGCGUGUUCCAAAUACAGUGCAAAGAACGCACCCGUUUAGAUCUUCAGCAGACGGUUCUAGUCAAGUCAAGUCAAGUUUAUUUGUAUGGCCCUAAAUCACAAGCAGUCUCAAAGGGCUUCACAUAGACAAACACUUGACAAUUAUUCUCAAAUUCUAUUGCUAUUCGUCAAAUGUGAUGACAUAGGAAGACUCUUAUAUGUCUGCCUGUGUUGUAAAUGUAGAGAGAGCUGCAUGCAGACCUUUGUUCAUGCAAGUCCAGUCUUCCACUGGCACCUUGAUUCAUUUUAUUACGAUAAAAAGAAAAAAAUAGAAAGGUGUUUGCAGACGAACAGUAAAAAAUCUCAUGAGAGAUUUGUUACCAUUCGUAAUGGUACAAUUGAGCCUCCAACCAGCUCGAGGCACUAUGCAGCUAUGAUUUAAAAAAAAAAAAAAAAAAGAACUUUCUACCAAAGCUCAGUAUCAUUAAGGAUAGGCUCUGGAAAACAAAUAGUGGAAGGAACAUUUUACUCCCAAACACAUGGAAGUAAGAAUGACUUGCCAUCAGAUUUCAAUUGAUCCCCUGAUCGGUCUCUGCAAUACUGUCAAGCGAUGAGUUAAAAGUCAUUCGCUAGCCUGCAAUUAGCACCCAGCCCGCCCAUUGCGUCACCAUCAAGAAAUAGAAGCUCAGUCGUAGCUCGACUUGCGCCUUGUGCCUCAGCCAACGGCCUUAUACCAGCACAAUGUCUUUGUAGCUGAAGCUUCGUCCUACAAAUUGGGAUUCUGUUUUAAGUCUGCGGAUAUCUCAGCUUGCUGGUUCAUUAACGGCUGAGAAGUCUUUUCAUCAUCCGGGCCCCCGGCCCCCGGUACGGGAUUGUAUUUGCGCACAAUCAUGAGGGCUGCUUACUUCUUUGCUGCUAGCCGCCAGCUCUCGGUCACACAUCUCUUGUACAAAUAUACGUUGCAAUGUCUGUGAAAUCAAUACUUGAUGUGACAUGAAUGCAGGGUCAAAGGUCAUUUGUGCCUUUUAAUUGCACAGACUACUCAUUCUUACAAAUGAGUGUAAAUGUGUGUACAGGUCUUUUUUUUUUUUUUAAACGUAUGAAAAUAUGCAUGAGAACCAAGCCAUGUACAAACAUGUUUCAGUGUAUAUAAUGUAAGUAAAUAUUUAAUGACAAAUACAGCGUUCCCUGAACACAAUAAAUAAGUUAACAAAACAUGAUCGACUUUGUCGGAA
Syngnathus typhle (broad-nosed pipefish) is the source of this 9639-nucleotide messenger RNA. It is a transcript of the gene kif21b, whose product is annotated as kinesin family member 21B. The transcript is spliced from 34 exons. Gene Ontology annotation, molecular function: microtubule binding; ATP binding; microtubule motor activity. Bases 354 to 5399 code for a protein of 1681 amino acids. Lineage: Eukaryota; Metazoa; Chordata; Actinopteri; Syngnathiformes; Syngnathidae. The record is from RefSeq and is a predicted model, not a curated record. Gene Ontology annotation, biological process: microtubule-based movement; mitotic spindle organization.